Meloidogyne enterolobii is the source of this 849-nucleotide messenger RNA. Lineage: Eukaryota; Metazoa; Nematoda; Chromadorea; Rhabditida; Meloidogynidae. The record is from the annotation of a GenBank genome assembly.
UUUUUUAAAAUAAUGAGCAACAGUUCAGAGGAAAUUUCUUGGAUUACCUGGUAUUGUGGAUUACGUGGAAAUCAAUUUUAUUGUGAGGUUGAUGACGAAUAUAUUCAAGACCGUUUUAAUUUGACUGGUUUGGUUGAACAAGUACCUUAUUUUCGUCAAGCACUUGAUAUGAUUCUUGAUUUGGAACCUGAAGAGGAGGAGCAUGAUGAUGCACAGGCUGAUUUGGUGGAACAAGCUGCUGAGUUGCUUUAUGGUUUAAUUCAUGCUCGUUAUAUUCUUACAAAUCGAGGAAUUGAGCAAAUGAUUGAAAAAUGGCAAAAUGAGGAUUUUGGAAACUGUCCACGUGUUUUCUGUGAAAAUCAGGCUGUACUGCCUAUAGGCAUGUCAGAUAUCGUUGGUGAAGGUUCUGUUCGUCUUUACUGUCCUCGUUGUUGCGAUAUUUAUUUACCGCGUUCAACAAGACAGCGUCGAGCGGAUGGAGCUUAUUUUGGGACUGGAUUUCCUCAAAUGUUAUUUUUUGUCCAUCCUCAUUUACGUCCAAGACCGCCAUUUAAAAGUUAUCAUCCAAAAUUAUUUGGAUUUAAAAUCCAUUCAUCAGCUUAUAAACCAAUUCCGAAUGAAGAAAAUAUUGCCGGUCCAUCUACUACAAAUAAUAAUGGAAAUAUUCAAUUAAAUAAUAAAAUGAGAGUUGAAAAAGGAGGAAUUGUUAAUAGACAACAAAAUCAAUUAAAAACAACAACCCAACAAUUAAAUUCGCCAACAGUUAAUUUGGGGAGUUCUAUGGAUGAUGACUAUGAUGGAGGUUCGAAUUGGAAUUUUAAUAAAGCAAGAAGACGUUUAUUUCAUUAA